This is a messenger RNA of Camellia sinensis, 2278 nucleotides long. NCBI's taxonomy places the organism in Eukaryota, Viridiplantae, Streptophyta, Magnoliopsida, Ericales, Theaceae. The record is from RefSeq and is a predicted model, not a curated record.
ACCCUCUUUUUUCUCUCCUCCUUCCCUUCCCGCUGCAGAAAACACUAACGGGAGGAGAGAGAAAGUAGUAAAAGAAGCCUUUAGGGUUUUAUAUGCAUUUUAUUUGCUGGCGUAAUAGUUAAUGGUGUGUGUUCGAUAGAGUUUGGAUUCCAUCUGUAGUGGCAGCUGUGGCAACGGAAACUGAAUAACCAGUCUCUGCUCAAGUUGUGUGUACUUAUCGACCUUGUUUGAGAGGUAGGUAAUGCUUUUGUUCAACAAUACUAUCACAUUCUGCACCAAUCGCCGGAGCUUGUUCAUCGGUUUUAUCACUGAUAUGAGCUAUCAAGGAGAAGAUACUGUCACUUAACUGUGGUGAAUACAGGACAGAGAUUAAAUCUGUGGAUGCACAAGAAUCUUAUAAUGGGGGAUUCCAUGUCCUUGUAACUGGGUAUUUAGCAGCGAAGGAUAACAUGAUUCAGAAAUUCACUCAAACCUUCUUCCUUGCUCCACAAGAGAGAGGCUACUUUGUUUUGAAUGACAUGUUUCAUUACAUGGAGGACAUCAAACAUCACAAUGGAAACCAGAGUUCUGCUAAUGAUGUGGAGGCUCCUCUCACUCCAGAGAAAGGAAAUAUAUAAGAUCCAAUACCCAUGCUGAGCAUAGUUCCCCUUUGUUGUUGAUGGUGAAGACCUUUUUUUCUUUGGUUGGCAGAUCCUUCUCCUGUGCGGGAGAGAUGUUUUUGAGCAAACAAUGGUUUCCAUAGAGUUCAAUGGGAAAGAAGCACUCGGUCCCUCUGACGAUGGAGAAGUGUCAAUUGUGGAAGAGGAGGUGCCGGUGGCUGACAUUGUUGAUGAAGUAUCAGAUGAUUUACAGAUGGUGGUUGAAUCCAACUCCCAAAUUGACGAAAUGCCAAAUAAGUCUUAUGCUUCUAUUGUGAUGGACAUGAAGGAGAGUGCUGUGCCAUUGUCAUCUCCUGCAUCACCUGCUCCUCGGAGAUCUGUAGCAAAGAGCCAAGAGCAACAAGUGAACCUUGCUCAUGCAUCAGCCUCAGCCUCAGCCUCAGCAGCUGAGCCACCAGUUUCUGGUUCAGAUGCCAUAGAGAAUGGGAAUAACCAAGAGGGUGAAGCUGAUGGUUGUUCGAUUUACAUAAAGGGUCUUCUUUUGAACGCCACACAUGCCCUACUUGAGAAUGAGUUCAAGCGGUUUGGACCAAUAAAGACUGUCGGUGUUCAAGUUAAGAGUAACGAACAGGGAUUUUGUUUUGGCUUUGUGGAAUUUGAGGUGGCAAGUGCUGUGCAAACAGCAAUUGAGGCUUCACCUCUUACAAUUAAUAUACUCCAAGUGGUUGUGGAGGAAAAGAGGUCUACUAAUUCUAGAGGCAAGUUGGGUUUUAUAAUGCUAGUUCAAUCUUCUAAGAAAGGGAAUUAACCUCGAAUUUUGUGGCUUAUGUUUUGUUCAAAAAAUGGAACUAGAGAACAGGGAAAUAUAUAUCCAUAACAUGGGUAGAAAGAACAUGUUUACGAUGCAACCUGUCCUCGUAUGAAACAGGAAUACACUCCCUAUUUUGUAUGAAUUUUAUUUAUGAAUAUAAUUUUUUUAUUUUUUUUAUGAUGGCUUCUAAGGUUUAAUCUGUGCAUCUGACUUUCUUCUCUGUAACUACAGCUGUUCUUUCUCUGCAGUGAACAGGGUGUGGUUUUCAGCAGAAGGGGAUAUGGAUUCAGGAAUGAGGGCAACCGAGGAUGUGGAAACUAUUGAAGCAGCAGAGGCUAUUCUCGUGGUGAUUUCAAUGGGAGGACUGAGUUUGGUAAUAGGGGUGGUAACAAUAGAGGAGGAUUUUCAAACCAUGGAGCUGAUGGCGGAUAUUAACAUGGGAAGCGAUGAUUGUGGGCGCACAAACCGUGGUGGUGGGAUUGCUGUCAAUGAAACAGCCAAAACUGUGGCACCCUGGUUAUCUGUUACCUGCUUAAUAAACCAUAGCUUAGAGAUUGAUCACUGAGAGAUUGAAAUAGAUUUUGUUUUUAAAAAAUCUAGCAACUUAGUGGUUGGACAGAUCCUUCAUUCUUUUGAAGAGGAUGAGAUGUCGGGAAUUUUCCAGUUAAUAUCCUAACUUUUACUCUCUUCUUGUUUCUUUUUCUUUCUUCUGGGGUGGGUAGGUUCAAUUCAAUGGUAGAUGAAUACAAAUAUUUUUGACUUUUUUUUGGGUGUAUUUUUUUAUUUUUAUUUUAAUGAUUAAAGAUGUAUUUGCAUACUACCAACUUUUGUUGGGUACUUGAUUGAAAUGAUUGUGCAGAGCUAUAGU